Molecule: messenger RNA, 733 nt
Organism: Gamsiella multidivaricata
Lineage: Eukaryota; Fungi; Mortierellomycota; Mortierellomycetes; Mortierellales; Mortierellaceae
Exons: 1
Coding region: 177-578 (133 amino acids)
Source: RefSeq, a predicted model, not a curated record
GUGGCCGGUGUAAGAAGGAGCGCCGUGAGAAGAAGGCCGAUGAACAGAUCGCGAACGGGCAGGCAGCAAGUUGGUAAUAUACUAUAGCUGCUGUGGACCUCGAAGACUAUGAUGAAGAAGUUGCCAAAGCCCUGUCCCUGUCCAAUGCCCAAGCUACUUCACCGGGCGAGUCCUCCAUGGUCAUAGGUAAUUUGAGAAAACGCCCCCGCCCAGAUCCCCUUUUUGAGACUCGGCCCAGCGAUCUGGUAGAAGGGCAAGAGCAGGUAGCCUGGGAGAUAAUUCAAAGAUUGCAGAAGAAGGUCAAGGAGCUGCAAAGUCAGGUCAGACAAAUACGACAAGCCACGCCUCCGAGCAACACGUUCGUUUCAAUCAAACAACACAAGCGGCCUGCAGGAAAAAGCUGUUUAACGGAGGAACGCAAAGCACUGCUUCGUUGUUACGAGAUUUGUAGAGGAGAGAAGGAACAUGCGAAACUGGUAACAACAUCGGAUCCCUUAUUGCGAACGACUUUUUACGUAGGAUAUUCCAUCAAUACCGUCAAUAACACUGUGCUAAGAAGGGAUAAUAGAGACACCUGAGACAAGCCUUUCUGCAAAAAGUCAAGAGGAUACUCGGUGGUUGAGGCAUAUAUGGUGAGAGGUUCUAGUAAACGGGGUGUGGGCUGUGCUCGGAGCUGCAUCGAGGCUGUACGUAACCGUUUGCAAUCCCCGCUAUAACCAUACUUCAUCGUUUG